AUGUUUUUGCUUUUAAGUAUUUUGAAAGGCCAUGAUGUGAGGGAGGAGGAGUUUGCGGAAACUCUUUGUUACGUUGGUAGCAUAUUACGUACUAUGGACGUCAAGUUUAUUAAUGUUGGAGUGCUUAGAUCGUUACAAGCUUUGGUGGAAUGCGUGACAAACGAGACUGUUUUACAAAGCGUCUUUGAGAAUCUGCUCUUUGAUUUUCGCAUUUGGAGCUGCAGUGAAUUUAACGUGAGAAUUGGACACAUUCAGUUUAUUUCCACACAAAUUAAAGAUUCACCGGAAAGAUUUCGUUCCGAGUACGGAGUCAGGUUCUUUCUUGAUGUCAUUACCCAGCACUAUAGUGAGCAUGCGCCAUUGGGAAAUUCCGCUGGCUGGCAUCGAGAAAACGAGAUUCAGUUGAUUCAGGAAGAAGUAAAGAUUAUCAGAGCAUCUUUGUUAGGUUCGUGUUUUGAAUACUUUCCUUGGUUAAGUCAGAAAAGAAGGCAGCUAAUUAGUGAUCGUAUAAAGGACCUCUUGUUGCAGCGUUUAGAUCACCCCUGAUGAAGGCACUAGACAGGAGUGCCAAGACGUUGAGUCUAUGAAUUGUAACUUUUUCGGUUACAUUCAUUAAAUCUAUAAACCAGAGUAGCAUCAAACCACGUCAGAUGGGGUUGUUUGGAAAGACAUUUGGGGCAGGGAUUUUUACCGAAUUAUUCCGAUAUAAAGAAGGGCGGUUCUCUUUAAAGUUUGACACUCAAAUACAUAACAAUUUUAGUGAAUCCUUAGGGGAGGGGUGAGAGGGGAAGAGAGAAGGGGGGGGAGCAGGAGAACUGCAUUCCAUUAGUCAACGUCAGAAAAGGCAACAUCAAAGCAUAAUUUAAGUUCCCCUGAGAUUUAGCCUCCAUUAUUUUGCUAUUCAUUAUUGUCAUAUAUAUUUUCUUAAGAAAUAUCACUUUUUUUCACAUUUCCACCAAUAGUCGGAGAGGAUUGAUGAAUAGUUUUAACCCGAGAAGUCGAUUUCAAGAUGUGGAUAUUAAUAUAUUAAGGGGGGGUAAGUUUCUGAAGAAACUGUGGUGCUGCGUCGGUUUGAGAGUGUAGCAGCUGAUGUUUCGAACGUUAGCCCUUCGCCAUAGCUCUGACGAAGGGCUAACGCUCGAAACGUCAGCUUUUUUACUCUUUACGGUGGCCAAUUUACGUUUUCAACUCAGUUGUUAACACUAAAUUGCCUAUUUAUAUUUUAAUUAGAUUCUGUCCGCUGAUAACUAAUUUCAAUUUUGCGUUUGUUUUAUUUUAGGUUUGAUUAAAUUCUAUCUGACUGAGAAAGUUGCACGAGAAGAGGUUUGGUUCAUUGUGGAAUACUUGUCUUGCGUAACAGACUCAGAACAAAUCACAGAGGUGAUAGACGUUCUUUUGUCGCUCUGUGAGCGUGCGUCAAAGAGUAAAAUGGCUAAACGGCUGUCAGGUAUUGACUGGAUUGGAGAUAUGACUUAUUUAUAUUUAAUAAGCAAUUUUUAGUAUUUAUAUGGAGAAUUGUGUCACAUAUCCUUCGGGUGACAAGUCGUUUCGUACCCACGGCAGUUUCGUAUUCAGUCGAUUCGUACCCAGUCACUUUAUUCGUCCCAUACCCUUACUGAUAAAGUAUGUUUAAUGUAAGGUUGGAUUCUUAUUACUGUUAAAAACAAAGGGCGCAUGGCGCUAAUUCACUAUUAAUGUAAACAAAGUCACUGUGCUGUGCUUUAUUUACAUAGCAUUGUGAUUAUUGUGUAUUUGCAGAACUCUAUUAUCUUAUUCUGGGUCUGGAAAAAAGGAAGAUUGUUUGAAAAAAAGGAUGAAAAUCCAUUUGCGAUCAAAAAUGUGUGCGAUCCUUGAAAACUUACAAUUUUUUUACUUUUCACCUUCAGAUCCCAGACAUAUCCCAGUCUUUGUCACUUUACUAAUCAAUCAAAAAAACGAAGACCUUCGUCUCAGGAUUCUGAAACUAAUGUCCGCCAUCAUAGCGUCCAAUAAGGUCCCCGAGGGAAACAGAAGCUAUUGGCAUUUAAGGCAUAUAGGGCUCUCUGCGGUUACAAAGCUCCUCAUGGAUGACGUCUCUGAGCCCCUUAUAAAAAGUCUCCUGAGGCUGGGAGUGUCAGAGCAUGAUGAGAACAAAGGCGUUGAUGUUUUGAUGCAUUAUCACGUGGUGCUGGCCGUGCUGGAACUGAUUGAUAAUAAGGAUCUUGAAACGAAGCUUUUUGUGAGUCACAUGGUAAGGACGGUUUUUCUUUGUUCACGGGAAAUUUUCAAGGUAGCUUACAACCUUUCAUAACUCUGAUGCGUGCAUGAAUCGAUAUUAGUACUCAGUUUUUGAAACAGUUUGGUUUGGAAAAUGAAUAACUGUGAUAACCUUCAACAGAUAUAUAGCAAAUGAAGUGCGUUAAUCUCCAGAAAAAAGGCGUACGUUGCUCAGUAAACGAAGUAACUAAACUAUUGGCAAGUCGAUAUCAUUGCAAUAAAGCCGUUGUGAAAAAGUUUUGGGAUCGUGUUUACAAAUAUCGCCUCAAAAGUCUUUUCGUAGUUUUGUGUUACUUUUGAGCCUUGUUUUAAAGCAAAACUUCACUGUGUGUUUUAGAUUUUACGAUCAAUUGAUGCUAACUCCCUCAGCAUGUCACGGUGUGCCAAGGAAUUUGGGUGGCAUGUUACGCUGCUCAGAAUGAUCACGGGCCCAUUUGGCGCACCACGGAGUAUCAGUGACUCGAAAGAACAUGACAUAAGUGUUCUGGAAGAAAAGAAAAGAGGCGAGGAAGAUUUGAUCGAUACAGUGCUGGAAAUCGUGUUUCGAGUGAUGUGGAAAGGGGUUGAAGGCUUUGGCGAAAGCGAUUGGAAGGUUAAAAUAUAUCUUUUAAAAUAUUGUUUUUGUAUCGACGUCAAGCGCACAUACUAACGAAUCUGCACGCAUGCACACUCUUUUCACGCAUGUGGUGACAGCAGUUCGAAGCUUAAGAGCUCACAGACAAAACCUAAAUGGCGAUUUGGAAUGUUAAACAGCAAAAUGAUUAGGUUCUGGACAAUUGUGUCCAUGUACUUACUGGUGUAGCAACCUAACGCUUCUUGAAAUGUCUGGGUUUGAUUCCACAUCGGUAUCCCACAAUCAAAACGUAUGGAUUUACCUUAUCUCAUGAUUUCAAUUGAUUUGAACUCCCAUUCUUUAACUAAAAUUCCCCCCUUAGUCCCUCCCCCUCAGAUCUAUAAACAGAAGACAAUGGUACGACUUUGCGGACAGAGCCACACCUCGAAGGGGAGGCAGGAGAUAACGCGUUUACUCCACGUUUAAUGCAAAAAUUAAUCGUUUAACAGAUCAGAGAUUGAAGUGAGAGAGUGAGUGAGUGAAUUUCGGGUCCAUACGUAAACCUCAUGGCAAGACUGACGUCAUACCACGAGUUAAAAAACGAUAUUUCUGCCAUGUGACGUUCUCGCUGUCCCGGAUGGAAACCCUUUGGCGAAUUUAUUUGUUGAGAGGUUCUGUCUUUCUCGCUGGGAACCUUCCUACCUUUAGUGACUUGUUACUCUCCUUCCUUAGGUUCGAGGUCAAGCCAUAGCCGCAGUGAGUAUCAUUUCAUCAGCGGAGUCUUUUUUGGUCUCUCAUCGUGUUAUUGAGAGGCGCCUUCUGGAGCUUUGUCUGCGGGGCGCCGUGCAGGAUAUCGAGGUGUCCGGACAGACAGGUGAAUCUGAGACCCAGAAUGCACUGAUGGUAAUGCGUUUGGUAGAAGACUUCAUCUUUACGCCAGGUAAUUCGUCAGUUUAAAAAUGGAAUACGCUUAACUGCAAGAUCGUAUCUAGGUUUCUAUGGUAUGAAACGCCUGGAAAUAUUUCUUCUCCUGUUGGUUAAGAUGCUGGUGUCAGACUUCCGCAACUCGUACCAUGUGUUUCUUCCUAUCUUCCGCGUAAUUUACAUUUUUUGCACUUGAUUUUUAGUGCCUUCCAAAGCUGUACUUUUAUAAGAAUCAUUGGAUACCUUGAUGCGUUUGAUUAAGAAAGCUGGAAUGCCUAAGACUUAAAAAGGGCGUUUAUAAAACCAAAGCUCUACAAGUUGCUUUAAGACACAAGUUGGUAGCUUGUGGCACCCGGGUUCUGUUGGAACCUUCCACAACACAUAUUCACAGCUCUGCAGAGCGCUCAAUCAAAGAACUUGGAAAAUAUUAGUUUGGUUUCUCUUUUUUUUCUUCAUCUUUUGCUUCUUCAGCCGCCAUUGCGGGAGCGGAAUCAGACACUGAAUCGGAGACGUGGAGCGUGAAGGUAUGGUUUACUCAUAUAGAUGGAAUUUUCUUCCCCAAACCUUCUAAGAUCUGAUUGCUAAUUCUCCUCUUUAGCAGCAAGGCGGAGGUUAUGGGUUCAAAUCCCGUACAGGCCUAACUUUUUUUCAGGCCCUAUUUUCACUACUGCUCAAGUAGUGUUCAUUAUUGCAAAGAUCGCUUUCAUAUUCACAUUUCAUUGUAAAUUAAUUACGAAAAAUUGGUGUCAGAUCAGAAUAACUACUUGUACGUGAUAGGUUUGAGUAUUCUCAUUACCUGUUUGCUGGAUAAUGUAUGGAUAUUAUUGGGAGAUGUUGCAUAUUGAUCACUGCUUGAAGUGUAAAGGUUAAAGAGCCAUGUCGUAUUUUCAUUUUCUUUCUCUUUUUUUUUAGCUUGUCGAGAAUGUUGUGUUCCUCCUUGAGGUACUAAACGUCUGGGACGAGAAUGAAGAAAAUGUGCAAUGGGAGGAAAUGUCUCAAGUUGGAGUGAGGAUUCUCUUGGCUUUCAUUUCUCGGCCGGAAACAGAAUACUGCGCAACAGCUUCUUCCAAACUUAGCAAACUUCUUAAGGCCCGGAUGACUUCGUCUCAGGGAGAGCUUUGCUACAUUCUAGGACGACUACAUCAAGCCUUUGUUGCAUCACGAAAUAAAGGUGUGGUUACUGAAAAAUUAAUGAGAAAAACGAGAAGCAACUUUUCCUGUUUAAGGGAGAUACUCAAUAAUUUUCAUUUGAAUAGUUACAUACGAAGGUUUCAUUACUCAACCAUGUUGUACAGCAUUACAACAGUACUUUACUUUUUAAACUGUAACAAGUUUUCCGACAUUUUAGGUGACAACGAAAAUUUUUCGUUCAUCAUUCCCGUCAUCCGUAUGUUGCUUCUCAAGUAUCACCACACUCUACCGCUGACCAUCUAUAUACCCACAUUUUCAACCGCUGACCCUGGACGAAUACAGGCUCAGGAGGAUUUCCUUGAGCUGAUUGAGCGUAAAGAAUUCAAAGCGAUGAUGAAACAGCAGAUUUAUCCAGGGAUGAAACAAUAUGAAAAUACGUUGUAAGUAGCGCUAGCAAAUAGUUUCGUCAGGAUUUUUCAGAUGAAGGCUCUUCACCAACCUUUUACUGUCAUUAAAGAGUGUUCCAGGUCACCACUUUUCCAUUACAAAGGGAGUCAUUUUCUCAUCAGGACCUCAUUUUUCUGAGACACGCCCUACGGUAAUGGUAUUUUGGGGGAGACAAAGGAGAAAGCAGAGGCUUGAGUGAUUUGUUAGGAAAUUAGGAGGACAAUGACAAUGAUUAAGACUUUUUCAGUAAAGCUCUCUUUACAUGAUCUGUUGCAGGUAUUUAUUUAAUAAACAGUAGCUUUGAGCGAAAAAGGAAGGACUUAGGUAUUUGACGGGUUGACCAUCACACUGUGAUAGGAAAUUAUAAACCAUUGUUACAGUAUUGAAAGGAGUGCCUUUAAACGCUGACUCUAAGAACUGAUCAGAAUGUUUGAUCAGAAGACAAAACUGUGAAAUGUCGCCCAAAAAAUGCCAUUGCCCUUCCUUUACGAAAUCGUUCUCAUCGACAAACGAAUCUCCAUGUUAUCCGCUGUUAUAUCCCAUUCAUUUACAACGUCAGAUUGAGGUUACCCUUAGCGAGCAUGUCUCGAAGAAACAGACCUCCGUUUGAGAAAGUCCUCACAAAUGGCCUUGGUAAAGUUCUUCUAAGACCUGGACAAGAAUCGUCUCUCCCUCACAUUUCAUCGCGGUGGUCACGAUUCCUUUCCGCACUGUGAAUGCUUACGAUUUUUUUUCUUCGUGUACUGAUAUCUCUGUAUUUUUUUCACUUUCCUUUAGCUCAGAAUCAUCUCUAGCCUCAGGUCGCUUUUGGAUGGAUUGCCUGACAGGUCUCACGGAAAGCUUAAGAAAUAAAGACAGAGCACAGGACGAUAGCUGCGAGAAAUUUGAGGAGCAGAUCACAUUGCCAUUUCAACAACUUCAAGAUGUACAAAGAGAACACAUCAAAGAUUUACCCAAAGAACAAGAGCAAGAAAAACAAAAUGUGGCAAGGCAAUGGAAAGUGUUAAAAAGAAUGUUUACCUCUGAACGAUCCCCUUGGGGUGCAAGGUGAGGAUUUAGGAAAUUACCAGUUCAGAAAAUAAUCUCAACAAAACUUUGUCGAAGUAACCCAGGUUUUGCUGGUUUUACAUUACUGUGCUUCGCUUUGUGAUAGGUCUAUAACAUUCGCGCCGUUCUGCGAACCAAUCACGUGCAAAACUAAAAUCAACGCAUUGCAUUUUUGCUUCGAGCUACAAUGAGUAGCGAAGGUAGUUUACACGCCCUCUCCUUACUAAGUGGUAGACAACGCUCCACUCAACAUAAUAAUCUGAAAUAUCUAUUUAUAUGUUACUUGGAAGUCCUCCCUUUCCUCCGAAACAAUGUUGACUGAAAUAAGUGAGAAUUUUGUUAACACCAGGCAACCUUGUGGGCCUUUAGCAGCUCGGACGGCAACGCCAAGGAAGACGUCGAUUUGAAAAUGAACAUAUAUAUAUUUUUUGUUGGAACUUCGCGAAUGACUGGAUGUGUUUACCUUCUCUUACGGUGCUGCAAGUUAACUUCAGCAUAACGUAAGGCGGCGUUGAGUUCCAAAUGGAAAUUUAAACAAUUUUCCCGUCGGCGUUUCCUUUCUCGGACCACGCAAAUUUUGAUUAUUUCACGUUGUAAUUUUGCAGAGGAUGGCUAAGAAAUGUACAGAUUUAGAACGCACGUGCUGAGCUAUUGUUCUGCUCAUUGGAUCUUUUGUUUUGCCACGUCUUGGUUGCCGCCGUCGUCGUCGUGGUUUCCUAGAGGUCCCUAUUGAAAUGGGGGGGGGGGGAGAGAGGGAGAUAAAAAGUUGUAGAAAAAAUUAAAAAGUUGUAGAAAAAAUUAAAAAGUUGUAGAGCGUUCUAAGACUUUUGUGACUGGUUGUAGUUCGUCUUGCUUUGUCAUUGACCAGUUGUGUCUCUCUUUUAACACCAACUUGUCAUUUCUUUUUUCCAGUUUAUCUCAUUUCAACUUUUUGUUCUGUCAUAAGGUCACCAAAGGAAUCACACUGGAAACUCUCCUCCACAGAGAACUUUCAACGCAUGCGCCUUAAGCUAGCACAAAACUACUCAUUUACACCGCAUAUCGAGGCAAGCCGUGCGCGUGACAAUGCGGAUGUGGUGGAUGCUCGCGAGGCCUCACUGCCCGUGCGUGUUGCUAAGGAGGCCGUUGUUCAAAAUGUCGACGAGGACAUUCUUGAAGUUGAUGACCUUGCAAGUCCCACUGGCAGAGAGAAGGUUCGCACAAUUUCAGAAGCGGAAAGACCUCUUUUGGGCGAAGAUUGCGAGUUGAUUACGCUCAUGGAUAUUGUGCCGGGUAAACUUGAGAUCACUACUACGCAUGUCUACUUCUAUGCGGAUGAAAUCAUCGGUCAGGAUUUUCAGUGGCCGCUGAAUGAGCUGAGAGAAGUGCAUUUAAGACGGCACAAUCUGAGGAGAAGUGCAUUGGAGUUCUUUUUGAUGGAUCAGACAAACUAUUUUUUGAACUUCACCAAAGAGGUAUUUGAGCGGCAGCCUUUUAGCAUUUCUGCGUAUGAGCGUACGCACAACAUUAAAAUUUGCCCUUAAGAGGAACAAGAUGAAGGCAAUUUAGCGUGGCGCAAGAUAAAAGAUACGUUUACAAAUCGUUGUUGCUUACUAACUCAGGCUUUUCUUCAAAUUUUAAAAUAAUCGAGAAGAGAUUGCAGAGCAGUGUAAGGUCUUUUUUUCACAUUUUUGUUGUUGAAUGUGGUAUCUUCAUUUCUUUGAAUACACUACAAUACUUUCUGGAAACAGCUAAAGAACCUGACAAAAUGAGCACAUGUGCCUAAUUACUUUUAGAGGUUUGGGCUACACAUUAUUUUGGCGUUUUUUGGAUAAUCUGUCUUCAGUAAUUACUUAAUUUAGCAUGCAUGCGUAUAUUUUGGAACAAGAAUGACUCAAUUCUUUGAAUUUCAGGAACUGAAACUAUAGGUAUUUAAUUGCAACAAGAUAAAUUCCAAUUCGAUCCUAUGGAUAUGCCACCUUUUAAAUCCAGUAUAUGAUUUGAUUUACAAAAAAAAUUUGAUUUAUUUUUUAGACUCGUAACAAAGUAUACAAAAGGAUCAUGUCCCUCCGUCCUCGGAAUUUAUACUACAUGGGCGCCAAAUCUCCUGCGGACCUGCUCACGGCCUCAGGACUCACAAACAAGUGGGUGCACCGAGAGAUAUCUAAUUUUGAGUACCUUAUGCAGCUCAACACCAUCGCUGGAAGGACCUAUAAUGACCUGAGCCAGUAUCCAGUAUUUCCUUGGCUCCUUAUGGAUUAUGAGUCAGAGGAGUUACGUCUGGAUGACCCUACCGUGUAUAGAGACCUUUCCAAACCUGUUGGGGCUCUAAAUCCUGAUCGAGUAGAACCUAUAAGAGAAAGGUAAGUAAUUAAAUUCUGACCCUUGCCUCCAUAUAUUUGCCGGUCUUUAAAUGGGAGGCGCUAUGGUCAAUGGUCAGGGAUCAGAAGCUUUGGGUGUGGCCCUUGAGCUUUGGUCCUUGUGAGGCGUUCUGAAGCAAGGGGCCUCUAUUUUUUAGCCUGCGGUAAAAGUCGCACUCCCUUUCUGAAUCUUUUAACUGAUUGUAGAUUUUACACAAUUUUGUCAUAUUUGCAGAUACAACUCCUUCAUUGAUCCCUCUGGAUUAAUCGCCAAAUUUCAUUACGGCUCGCAUUAUUCCAGCUCUGCUGGAAUUCUUCAUUACAUGCUGCGCGUUGAACCCUUCACCACUCUACACGUUAAACUGCAGAGUGGAAGAUUCGACUGCGCGGACAGGCAGUUUCACAGCAUACCGUCCACAUGGGAUUCUAUCUACAACAAAGGCGGGGAUGUUAAAGAGCUUAUUCCUGAGUUUUUCUACUUUCCGGAAUUCUUGCUUAAUUCUAACAGGUUAGAAGAAAUAUGAUUUUGAUGGCUAGGUAGGUUUGUUGUGCUGGGGGUGGGUGGGAUAGGGGUCCUAUGCUAGUCUAUCAUUGGCAGGUCGUUUUCCUGUUAUAAAUUAUCACUUUUUCCUCGCAAAAAGGGGGGUCAUCCCCUUACUUAUCUCCGUGGGAAUGCAUUCCGAUAUUUGAUGAGACAAGAAAUUCUCUUGACUAAUUUCUUAGAACGUCUAUCGCUGUUAGAGGGGAGACUUAAGGAUUUGAUUGUUGUAAGCAAAGGGUAUAACCAUCCUACCGAGUCAAGGCUUCUAACCAAACUAACUUUUCAAGGAAUUUCUUGUCUCAGGUUUGACCUUGGACGUCUUCAGCGAGGAGAGGUUGUUGAUGACGUCAUUCUUCCGCGCUGGGCGACAUCGCCUGAAGAUUUCGUCUCCAAACACAGACAAGCGUUAGAAUCCGAUCACGUGUCUUCUCACCUGCACGAGUGGAUUGACUUGAUAUUCGGUUAUAAACAGAAGGGGCCAGCGGCAGAGGAGGCGAUGAAUGUGUUUUACUAUUGCACUUAUGAAGGUAAGAGAGCGUAGGGGAACUGGGCACUACACGGUUUCUUUUCUUCCAUGGAGCUAGGAAUGAGAGCAAUCCCAGGAGGGAGCCUGGUGGGGAGCAGGGAGGUUAAAACGGGGUCAAGGAGCAGCUAUGUUUUCUCUGUGUUUUCUGUUUUUUUUUCCUUAAUUUUUCGAUACUUGGGCAAUUUUUAAAAGAGCUUUCCAAGUUCUCCAGCAUUUUUCAUGAUUCACAAAUUUAAAGUUUUUCACAGCAGACUCCGUCUUUAAACUGAAUGGAAUGGCUCCACUGUCUAACUCUAUGUCAGUUAUUUCGUCAAUCAUUGCAAUCAAAAGUAACCUAGAAACAUUGUCUCCCCGUUUUCACGGCUCGGUCAAACCUGGGCCCCACUGUGAGCCGUGGCGUCACCGAAAGAAACGACUGACAACUCCUCCUCAGCCAAUAGGACAAGAGAAAAUAUUCAUACUGGGCUAGUUAUAAUACUGUUAGAGGUAAAUUUACUUGUUCUUUCGUCGUAGGGGCUGUUGACCUUGAUGCCAUAACAGACCCAGCCGAGCGAGAAGCCACUGAGGGUAUGAUAAACAACUUUGGUCAAACUCCUAUACAGCUUCUUACUCAGCCGCACCCACAGCGCAUGUCUGCCGAGGAAGCCGCCGGGUUUAAGACAACAAAGAGCGCGGGCACAAGCAAGACACUUGCGAAUGUGUUUGAGAACUUCGACAAGUUAAAGGCCUACUUUGUCAUCGUAAGUUGAGCUCAAAAUGAGGCAUAACCACGAUACAGCGCUGCUUAUAUAAUAUUUUAUAAUAUUCAUUCAAGCCUUCAGUGUCGAAAAAAAAUCUUUAUUUAACCUUUUGACUUUUCUCUAAUUUCUCCUUACAAUAUCACCACUGAAUCAAACAUUCAGGUCACAAGGAAGAGAUCACUAACUAACGAAGCUUUGUUUGUUAAACGAAUUCUCCUUGUCACUAGUAUCGGCAAAGUAGGAAGAAUUUGUAUACUGAUGUUAGGUGUAAAGGGUUAUGGACAAACGUAUGUUAAAUGUUGACCUGGUGUCGUAUACGCGGCGUCAUCGAACCCAGACAACUCGCCAUCCCCGAAACGCAAAUGGUUGCUCUCUUGCUAUGAAAUAAUUUUUCAAGUAAGCUCAUUCAUAUAAUCCAACACGUUGUUUCCAGUGAAAAUCAGCUCCCUGUUAACUCGGUGUCUUUCCAGGUAUCUGAUGCCACUGACCCUCUGGUGUUCUCUGCUGUGUCUCACGUUCACACCAGAUCCCUGAUUCACUCGGGCAUGCCUGAACACAUGAUCACCAUCAGCCAGAAUGGCAUUGUGGGAUUGCAUGACUGGCUGCCUUACUCCAAGACCAGGGCCAAACCUUUCACCUUCGAACCUGACCCGUCUCUGUCAUCAAAUAGGCAAGUUGUGGAAUUAAUCUGCUGCCUAAUUGUGCUCACUACGUUUUCGGGACCAUUCAUUAUUUAUCGCCAGCGGGGAGGGGGGAGGGGUAAGGAUCUCUUUAGAGGGAUCACUUGGUUUUCGGGGACGAGAGAGGGAUCAGUCGUCGCCAACAGAGUAUAAAGUCGUUGGUGCGUGUUGGAACAACGUUUCAUAGCCAAUAUUAUGAUUUCUGUUGUGGCAUUUCUUAAUUAUUUCUUAAGUAAAAACAGGAGUAUUGAUGAGAUAUUCUGUUCUCUACUUCCACUGUAGAUUACGCCGUUGUAUCGCGGGCCCGUUCAGUCCUGACAUGCAGGUCUCUUCGCAUAUGUUUGCUAUUACCCACGAUGCUAGGUUGAUUAUUACCGCUGGUCACUGGGACAACAGUUUGCGAGUUUUUGCCACAAGAUCGAAACAGCUGACCAGAAUUGUGGGGCAUACAGGUACGUUUACCUUUACAGUGAAUAAAAAAGGGAAUUGCCUUUGUUGAGUUUUUAAAAGCACUUGUGGUUUUAGAAAAGAGAUUCAGCAAAACUCGACAAAUUGUGCGCACUAAACUUUUGCUUUGUCAUCUCUAUUAUUAAACACCCAGGUUUUCCAUAACAAUUUGCUUUUAUUACCUACUACUUCCUGGUAAAGAGAGGCACUUAAUGAUAAAAUUGUCUCUCUCAAGAACGUAACAUAAUGAGAUACAUCUUACCUUUCAUUAUAUAAUAAGCUGCAUCAUGCACGCAUUUGAUUGGUUGUUACUUAUGAUAUAUUAAUAGAACAGACGCAUAGGUGACGUCACCAUUCAUUUUCUUAUACUUCUUUAUUAUAUAAAAAAUAGGUUCUCUGUGGCCGUGGGCCUGUACAGUGGUAGAUUAUAAAAUGUGGUAAAAACACUAGUGACACACUCGCCUGCGCCUCGUGUGACAUUGUAUUUGUUCUUAUCACACUUUGACGUCAUCUGUGGUCUUUAAAUGAAGCAAAUAUUAAGAUUUAGCAGGAGAAAUCAGCUUAAAGAUAGAGACUGAACUGAGGUCCGCCAACUUACCUUCUCAGGCAGUUGUGGGUCUAAACCGGAGCUUUUCAUCCAGCAAUACACGUGAACAGUUAGACCAUCAAUGAUUUUUACAAUAUGUAAUAGUUUUGUUUAUAUUUCUGCUUUGUAUAGAUGUAAUUACUUGUGUCUCAUUGGAUGAUGAUGGUCAUCACCUGAUCACUGGGUCACGUGACACGACCUGCCGCUUGUGGGGAAUCACCCAUCAGGGAGGAGUGGCUCAGGAAGUAAUUCGUACCCCACUACAGACCUUAUAUGGUCAUGAUCAGCCAGUCACAUGUGUAGCUAUGAGUUGGGAACUUGAUAUGGCAGUCAGCGGCUCUCAGGUAAGAGUUACGAAACCUUUGAAAUAUAUUGAAAAUUCACAUUGCCAGAUGACUUUAUUUUUUAGCCUAUGAAUCUUAACCAGGAUUGAUUGGUUACUUUUUCAAAGGAAAAAUGUCAAAAUUAUUUAUCUUAUCUCCACCUGUUUGUUUCUAUCUCUCGUGUUUCCCCGUAGUAAUUUUCAACCCCCCCCUUACUGUCCCAACAUCUCUUACACCCGGCUUUCUUCCCCCCUUAUUUCCCUUAUGUCCUCUUCCAGCCUUAACCGGGACACCCAUUAAUACGCUCCUCAAGCUCCCUAUAACAAAUCCCCCCUUCAUGCUAAUUCUUCUUGGUUCCAGUCCAAUACAUGUAAGAAAGAAAGUGACCCGGACACCUGUUGAUGCCUGUGUUUCUUUUGUUCUUGUGUUUCUCUCGCCCCAUUUCAUCCCCCCCUCCCCCCUCUUCCCUCCUCCGACCCCUCUCUCUCCAAAUUGCCAUAACGCUGACAAUCUUAAAUACAGCCCCCCUUCCCCCCCCGCCAUCCAUCACAAUCCUCCGUGGUCUGGUUCUAAUUCUUUUCUACCUCUUCAGGAUGGCACAUGUAUCAUUCACACAGCGCGAAAAGGCGAAUACGUUGUCACGCUAAGGCCCACGGGAACGUCGCCUGGUGCACAAGACAGCUUCUGUCACGUGACUGGCCUCGCCCUCUCCGAAUAUGGAAACAUUGUGGUUUGUUACCAACAAGAGAAUAGUCGAUCCCUAUGCAGGUAUUCCAUCAAUGGAAAACUUCUUACAAAAGACGUCAAACUGAAAGAGGAUGUCGCCCGUGUUUUUAUUUCUGGCGAGUUUGUUGUUAUCGGAGGAGCUGACGGAAAACUGGAAAUCAGGAAAUUGCAAGGGUAUGGAAACCUUAUUAUGUACAUCGUAACUGUUUGUUUUGCAAUUGUUUGUUUCUGCAUUCUUUUUUUUCAGUCUUGGUUUAGUUACUUACUUAGGGAUAGGGUUAGUGUAAAUCCUUUCUCUCGUUAUAUUUGUGUAUUUUUUUCAUAAUUUUUGUCGGAAGCUGCCUCUUGAUCAAUUACUCAGUUCAUUUAAUUACUAUAGUCCUUUCUAAGGUAUCUCAAGGAAACUUGAAUUUGUGCUUAAAUUGCAUUCACAGGGACCCAGCUCUCUAUUAUCGACAGUAUCCCCCUUACAUAGUUGCCGAUUGAAUUAAGAUUUGUUGCAGUCUUAACACCUUUCAAUCUAUUUUGAACCAUAAUUGGUUAUUUCGAAGAUCCUUCGAAAGAUACGGAAAAUCUUUGUAUGGCCAUCGAAUGAUUUUCAGAUUUACCCCCUCAACCCAACGCAGAAAAACUUAAUUGGAACAUCGUCCAUUUAUGUAAUUUUUAUUACUAUUAUUUAUUAUAUUUUUACGACAUUUUUUGGUAAAAGUUUAGAAUACAUGGUUUAACCUAGUAACAGUACAUUAGUUACAAUAACACUUACACUACAGUACUCACCAUAAACCACAAUAUACGUACAAUAAAUACAAUUGAAAUAAUUGAAUUAAUUUAACAAAAUAACAUAGGAAAUUUUUAAUUAUUUUAUUUCUUUGUUCUGAUAUCGUUUCCUCCCUGGUUGCAGUUUCGAAGUGGUGAAGAAAAUGAACCUUUUAAUACCAAUUCGUAAUAUCUCCCUGGCGAGGGACAACACUCACUUCCUUGUUUGCCUCCAAGAUGGUAAACUCAUUGUAAUUGGUGUAGAAGCUUCGUGACGUCACAAUUACCUCGUAUUGUCACGUGACUAACACGCCAUUUCUCAUGGUUGUCUCAAAGAUUGUAAGUCACUACGAUUGGUGCAAAAGCUUCGCGACGGUAUACAUAUUAAGGUGAUAUAUUUUGACCUGUGCGUUAUAUCGCGUCCCUCGAGAAUUUCGUUUUAAAUUUUCAAUUCAGCGAAGUUGAUUUAGCUUUUUGCAUAUCUCCUUUAAGAAAUCCUGAACUUACUGGAAACUGAUCGAGAUUCUAGCUAGGUAGUAUAUAAAGCUUACAGGAAGCUGAGCUCAGAAUGUAGUUAGGUAGUAUUUUACAAGGUCUAGUCUUUAUGCUCCCUUCACAAUAUCUUUAUUUUUUGGAUAAAAUUGAGAAUUCGGUAUUUUAUAGCAAUAACUUCGCUAAGGAAGAUAGUUUUCUCUAUUUUCAUCAUAAUCAUGACAGUUUCAGUUCCUAUACAUGUAGAAUAUGAAAGGAGCGUUGUGAAAUGAAAGAGUAGAGAGUUUACUUCUUCUCGUGUAAAAUUAUCACCGUAAAAUCUGGCGACUCUGAGGAAAAGCAAGUGGACCAGAAUGGAAGACUGCGGAAUUUUCUAAUUUUGAUGGGAAUUACUUCAUUGUAAAUGGUAGAUUUUGUCAUUUCAUUUUCAAGAAGAAUUCGAGAAUUCUUCCUCUCGUUUAGCUCUCCUAUCGCAAACAAUGCAGGCACUGGGUGCUUUGAUUUAUUUACAAGAAAUUUUGUAAAGCUAGACAGGACUAAAAAAUUGGUAAUUUAGUGUUAACAACUGAGUUGAAAACGUAAAUUGGCCACCGUAAGAGUUUAAAGGCUGACGUUACGUUACGCAGCACCACAGUUUCUUUAGAAACUUACCCCCUUUAUUCAUAGGACUAAAAAUUUGUUUAACUGUACAAUGUUAAUUCAAUAAUGAGACUUAAGAGCAAGUUGCCUCUAAAAAUACAGUCAGAGCAUGAGCAGUUACGUCAAACCAAACUAAUCGCAGCCAAUCAGAGCAUAGGAAACAGUCACUAGGAAUUAUCUGAUUGGUUGAAGCGGUAACACACUUUUUUUGGCCAAUUACAAAGCCGAGUAGAGAAAAACCAAUGAAAUCACUGAUUACUAUUGACUUUAAAUUCCUCCUGGCUGUCUGUGGAAUUAGGUGGUUUUAUGUAAUGGCGUUGAUUUAUUAAACGAUGUAGAAUAAUGGAAAAUGUCUGAAAGUAAGCAAGCGUGAUUCCGUUGUACCCUCGCUUGUUGGCCCAGACUUUCUACUUGUUGCUUACAUCAACCUUCACUGACAUCACUCGUAAUUUUCGACUCAGUUAAAUUGGUUAAGUUCAUCAUAUGAACAAUGAAAUCAUGCAUCUAAGCGAUUUUUUAAUGGACAAAAAUGUAAUGGAACAUCUCUGUGUACACUUGUAAAUUAUGACAGACAAAGCUUACGACAAU
Pocillopora meandrina is the source of this 15741-nucleotide messenger RNA. The record is from the annotation of a GenBank genome assembly. Lineage: Eukaryota; Metazoa; Cnidaria; Anthozoa; Scleractinia; Pocilloporidae.